CACAGGUCGUGCUGUAACACCUGCCGCGCUGUAACACCGGCCCGGCGCGGAAGCUGGACGUCGGCGACUCGGGGCCCAGACUGGCGGCGGCGAUGGCCUCGGCGGCUGUGGAGAGCUUCGUGACCAAGCAGCUGGACCUGCUGGAGCUCGAGAGAGACGCGGAGGUGGAGGAGCGCAGGUCCUGGCAGGAGAACAUCUCUCUGAAAGAGCUCCAGAGCCGAGGCGUGUGUUUGCUGAAGCUCCAGGUAUCCAGCCAGCGCACUGGGCUGUAUGGACGGCUGCUGGUCACCUUUGAGCCCAGGCGAUGCGGGUCUGUGGCAGCUCUUCCCAGUAACAGCUUUACUUCUGGUGUGUGCUGUGGCCUGUACGAUGCUGCUAUGAGGGCAGCAGCUGCACCGGAAUCCUGACCGGGUCCCCAGAAGUCGGUCACGGUGGCCUUUGAUGUCCACGAUUUCCAGUUGAGUUUGGGAGAGAAUUCCUACAGACUGUUAAAACUUGCCAAUGAUGUCACUUACAGGCGACUGAAAAAAGCUCUGAUUGGCUCUAAAGAAGUAUCUUCUGGCCCAGCCUCCUCACUCAUAGAAGUGCUUGGCAGAUCUGCUCCCAGUCCUGCCAGUGAAUACGUAAGAAUUUUGAACCCGCUGACAUUCUUCAACACCUCCUUGGAUGCCUCCCAGAAAGAAGCGGUUUCAUUUGCGCUGUCGCAGAAAGAACUUGCCAUCAUCCACGGACCUCCUGGCACUGGGAAAACCACGACUGUGGUUGAGAUAAUUCUUCAAGCUGUGAAACAAGGCUUAAAGGUUCUGUGCUGCGCCCCCUCCAACAUCGCCGUGGACAAUCUGGUGGAGCGCCUGGCUCUGUGUAAGCAGCGGAUCCUGCGCCUGGGGCACCCCGCCCGCCUCCUGGAGUCCAUUCAGCAGCACUCCCUGGAUGCGGUUGUAGCGCGGAGCGACAGCGCCCAGAUUGUUGCCGACAUCAGGAAGGACAUCGACCAGGUCUUUGUGAAAAACAAAAAGACCCAGGAUAAGAGAGAAAAAAGUAAUUUUCGAAAUGAAGUUAAGCUGUUAAGAAAAGAACUGAAGGGGAGGGAAGAAGCAGCUAUACUCGAGAGCCUCACUUCGGCAAACGUGGUCCUUGCAACAAACACAGGUGCGUCUGCCGACGGCCCCCUGAAGUUGCUGCCCGAGAGCCACUUCGACGUGGUGGUCAUUGAUGAGUGUGCCCAGGCCCUUGAGGCGAGCUGCUGGAUCCCCCUGCUGAAGGCCAGAAAGUGCAUCCUGGCGGGCGAUCACAAGCAACUGCCCCCCACCGUAGUCUCUCACAAGUAAGACCCCUUUGCCGCACUCCGCCUCGUCAGUUUGCACAUGAUGGAGCGCCUGGCCGAGGAGUAUGGCGCAAGGGCGGUGCGGACGCUGACGGUGCAGUACCGCAUGCACCAGGCCAUCAUGCGCUGGGCCUCUGACACCAUGUACCACGGGCAGCUCACGGCCCACCCUUCUGUGGCGGGGCACCUGCUGAGGGACCUCCCAGGCGUGGCUGCCACAGAAGAGACGGGUGUGCCCCUGCUCCUGGUGGACACCGCCGGCUGCGGGCUGUUUGAGCUGGAGGAAGAGGACGAACAGUCGAAAGGGAACCCUGGCGAAGUCCGCCUCGUCAGUUUGCACAUCCAGGCUCUGGUGGACGCUGGUGUUCCAGCCCGUGACGUUGCCGUGGUCUCGCCAUACAACCUCCAGGUGGACCUGCUCAGACAGAGCCUCGCGCACAGGCACCCCGAGCUUGAAAUCAAGUCCGUCGACGGCUUCCAAGGCCGAGAGAAGGAGGCCGUGAUACUGUCCUUCGUCAGGUCCAACAGGAAAGGUGAAGUUGGUUUUCUUGCUGAGGACCGGAGGAUCAACGUGGCCGUCACCCGCGCCCGGCGCCACGUGGCGGUCAUCUGUGACUCCCGUACUGUCAACAACCAUGCAUUUUUGAAGACCCUGGUGGAGUAUUUCACACAGCAUGGGGAAGUACGCACAGCCUUUGAGUAUCUUGAUGAUAUUGUCCCAGAAAACUAUUCCCAUGAGAGCUCCCAGGGUCCCAGCCAUGCUGCCACAAAGCCCCAGGGCCCUGCUACAUCCACCAGGACUGGAAGCCAGCGGCAGGAGGGAGGCCGGGAGUCUGUAGCAGCUGCCAGACAGGGCCGGAAGAAGCCAGCUGGAAAGGCUCUGGCUGCUGAAGCCCCAUCUCAGCCCAGCCUCAACGGAGGCAGCCUGGAGGGAGUGGAGAGCCAAGACGGCGUGGACCACUUCCGGGCCAUGAUUGCGGAGUUCAUGGCCAGUGAUAAGACGCAGUUGGAGUUUCCACCUUCCCUCAAUUCCCACGACAGGCUGCGGGUCCACCAAAUAGCCGAGGAGCACGGGCUGAGGCACGACAGUUCCGGGGAAGGGAAGAGGAGGUUCAUCACCGUGAGCAAGAGGGCCCCGCCGGCCCCGCGACCCCCAGCAGCCCCGGGACCCCCAGCAGGGACCGGUGGCCCAGCCCCUCUCCAGCCAGUGCCCCCCAGCCCUGCGCGGACGGAGCAGCCUCCCAGAGAGCAGCGUGGCCCAGACCAGCCUGAUCUGAGACUGCAGAGGGUCAGGAGUGCGCAGGGGCAGCCUGCCAGCAAGGAGCAGCAGGCCUCGGGGCAGCAGAAACUUCCAGAAAAGAAAAAGAAAAAAGAAACCAAAGGACAUCCGGCCAUAGAUCUGCCCACGGAGGAGGACUUUGAGGCCCUGGUUUCUGCCGCCAUUAAGGCUGAUAACACCUGUGGCUUUGCCAAGUGCACAGCCAGCGUCACAGCCCUGGGCCAGUUCUGCCAGCUCUGUAGCCGCCGCUACUGCCUCAGCCACCACCUGCCUGAGAUCCAUGGCUGUGGUGAGAGGGCUCGCGCCCACGCCCGGCAGAGAAUCAGCCGGGAAGGGAUCCUCUAUGCCGGCAGCGGGACCAAGGACAGAUCCCUGGACCCAGCCAAGAGGGCCCAGCUGCAGAGGAGGCUGGAUAAGAAGCUGAGCGAGCUCAGCAACCAGAGGACCAGCCGGAGGAAGGAGAGGGGGACGUGACCGGCCACAUCCUCGCAGGCCCUGCGGAGCUCUCUCCAUGCCAGCCCAAGGCACCACCAGACCACGCUCUGCCUACACCAGGGAGGAAGAGCGGAGGGGCCUGUGGGGGAAGCUUGGGUUUUUGGACCCUGGGAUGAACUUUUCCAAUGUCAAAAUGUGGAGAAAAGCACCUGGGGGACAACAGUGCUCAU
Messenger RNA from Cercocebus atys (sooty mangabey), 3268 nucleotides. It is a transcript of the gene IGHMBP2, whose product is annotated as immunoglobulin mu binding protein 2. Gene Ontology annotation, molecular function: ATP hydrolysis activity; RNA binding; ATP binding. NCBI's taxonomy places the organism in Eukaryota, Metazoa, Chordata, Mammalia, Primates, Cercopithecidae. The record is from RefSeq and is a predicted model, not a curated record.